Adelges cooleyi (spruce gall adelgid) is the source of this 1639-nucleotide messenger RNA. RefSeq lists its product as uncharacterized. The record is from RefSeq and is a predicted model, not a curated record. The transcript has 2 exons. Bases 236 to 1177 code for a protein of 313 amino acids. Lineage: Eukaryota; Metazoa; Arthropoda; Insecta; Hemiptera; Adelgidae.
AACGCGUCGCGUUCGGUGUAAACAACAACAACAUUGUGAACUAAAUACAGAUAACAAUGGCUAUUGUUGUUUUUUGAAAUAAUUAUUUUCUUAUGAUCUCGGUGUCAAUGCUACAUUUUAUUUCUGUAUUAUUACUCGUUGGUCGUAGCGGUGUCGUAAAACAUUACAAAUUGUAAAUAAAGUGCAACGAAUAUUUCUAAUAUUUAAGUAUAAUUUUAUUUUUAUUUCGCCGACCAUGAACAAAAUGAGAACAAUUUUCAUCUUGGACGCAGGAGCUCUGUUCACUUUGCAAAUACUUCAGUUCUUCAGCUUGGACUUUUAUAUCAUGAUUGUUUUUAAGGAGACUUGGUAUUCGAGGUAUCCGAACGCUCUGUUUUUAGUGUUGAACAUCGUGUUGACGAUGUUGUUCUACCACACGUUUGUCAAUUGUUACAAAGAGUACAAGUACGAACGCAGUAGGAAGACAGGAGACACGGUGGAGCGCAAGGCCAAGUAUCCGGUGUAUUUGAACUGUAUCACUUGGAGUACGUACGUCACAGUUUUGUUCAGCAAGAUCGUGUUGAUUUUCUCCAAUCAAGUCGUCUUGCUGGUCAGCUACGACGAUUUCAUGGGACCGCAAAUGUUGAAAUUGCUCAUUGGAUUAUCCGGGAUCGUGUUCUACUUGAUGGUAAAUGCCGAAUGUUUUGGACGACAACUGAACCGUGACAAAUGGCCGACAAACACGUGGAUUGUCGAAAUCUUUGACUCUGUUGAAAUAUUAUCGAUCGUCAUAUCUAUCAACUAUUCUCUGGGUUAUGUCGAGUAUUUGAUCUACGCGACAGCCUUUAUAAAUUUCAUAUUGCCCGUUUGGAUAUUGUACAGUUUGUCGCAGCCAGACAUAGAUACCAAGCCGAUGGGUCUACCACAACCGAUAUGUUAUAAUUUUUUGCACUUGAUACUCGUUCAGAUGCCGUUUCUCGGAAUUCGAUUGUACAUGUGGGUCGUGUACAAUCAAAACGCAUCGGUAUUCAUGAUGAAAAAUCUUUUGCACAUGCUAUUCUUUUUGCACACAUUGUACCCACAUAUCAUCGAAAUCAGUAAAAAAAAUCAGUACAGUCCAGAAAACGGCAUUGACGAACGCGAACCCGAAAUACUUUUAACUAAUCGUAAACAAGAAGAUACCAUCGAGGUUCUUUAGACAUAUACAAUAAAAUGAAUACGUUAAAACCUGAACAUCUUCGUUUUUUCAUAGAAGGUAGGUGAACGACAAAUGUUUAAAUUCUUUGAAUCUAAUUAUUUAUAACAGUAUUGAAAAAAGUUGUAAUCAAUAUAAAAGCCAUCUUACGCCGAUUUUCUCCUUUUUUUUUUUUUAUACUUUAUAUUUUCACAAUUUAGUCAUUUAUUUAAAGUUAAAGUAUACUUUUAGGUGAAACUAUUUAGUAUUUUUUAUCGCUGACAUUUUUUUAUUUUUUUAUAUUUGGUGUAUAAAAUUAGGUUGAUACUUUUUAAAAAUAUAAGUUGCCAUGUACCUGUGUAAACAGAUCUAAAAUCCAUAUUUUUAAUUUAUAUGUACUAACGAACAAAUUUAAUCCUUGGCAUUUGACUACAUGUUGAAUAUGAUAAUUAUUUAUAUUAUAUUUUUAAUAAUUAAUGAUAAAAU